This is a messenger RNA of Oreochromis niloticus (Nile tilapia), 1201 nucleotides long. RefSeq names its product ribosomal RNA processing 15 homolog (gene rrp15). Gene Ontology annotation, cellular component: preribosome, large subunit precursor. The transcript has 5 exons. Gene Ontology annotation, biological process: maturation of LSU-rRNA; maturation of 5.8S rRNA. Lineage: Eukaryota; Metazoa; Chordata; Actinopteri; Cichliformes; Cichlidae. The coding region runs from base 118 to 828 and encodes 236 amino acids. The record is from RefSeq and is a predicted model, not a curated record.
GGCGAAUACACGAAGAAGCGUUUUUGCUCAUAUGUGUAGAACAAAUCGGAAUUCCUGCACGGAACCUUUGACGGGUGGUUAGUUGUACUCUACGGAAACGACGUAGUGUAACACACAAUGUCUCUGGUGGAAGCACACGCGUUGGACUCCGGCGACAACAUGGCUCUUUGGUCUGAAGGCAAGGUUGACCAGAGUGAUUCUGAAGGAGAGAGUGAAGGUGAAAGAACGAAUGAUGAAGAGAAAGAAGAGGAUGAAAAUGAACAUAAUGAAGAUGCCAACACUGGAUGGGCUGAAGCCAUGGCAAAGAUCCUCGGGAAGAAAACCACGAGCGGCAUCCUGGAGAAGAACAAGGAGCUGGAAAAGAUAAAGGCAGCAGAGAGACAGGAGCAGCUCGAGAGAAAGAAACAGGCUGACGAGAAGAAAGCGUGGGAGCAGAUGUGCAGGGAGAAACCUGACAUAGUGAAGGACCGCGAGACUGAAAAGGCAUUACAGAGAAUUGCUACAAGAGGGGUGGUUCAGCUGUUCAACGCUGUGAGGAAACACCAGAAAACUGUGGAGGAAAAGGUGAAGGACGCUGGUGGGUCAGACAGGAAGAAGGCAAAGAUCCUAGGUUCUGUCUCAAAGAAAGACUUCAUCGAUGUGCUGAGGAGGGAAGAGGGAGGUGUCCGAGCAACGGGCAAGACCGAAAAGGAUGCUGUCGCUGCCGUGGAGAAGCCUGCCUGGACUGUUCUCAGAGAUGACUUCAUGAUGGGAGCCACAAUGAAAGACUGGGACAAAAGCAGUGACCAGGACGAGCCACAGGAGGGGAACAGUGAGGCAGCGAUUUAGAUGUGACAUCAGCCGUGGACACUGAAAGGCUGAGCUCAAAGACUGUCUGGGAAAAACUAACAGGAGACCCUGAACUGAAAAGACGAGCGUUAGCACCAGCACAUGCCUGUGCACGCACACACGUGUGCUGCUGCGUUGGACAUAUACAGUUUUAUAUUUGUUGCUGAAUAUUUUGACAGGUGACUGUGAAACAUACUGAAUGUGGACUGUAGCAGAUGUUAAAAUACAAAUUCCUUCACAGAUUCAUUCAAAUGCAAAACUGUUUCACUUUUUUUUAUUGACACUGGAGAAAUGGAUCCUUCAUGUUAACAGUUUUAUAUUCAACAAUAAAUGUGAUACUACACGCUCACAGGUGGAACAGCCAUGGCAGGUA